AUGCCACCAGCGCCCACUCCAGACAACGUUCUCAAGAUCAUUGACUUCGGCAUAGCCGCGCAUUUCGAGGCCAGUCGACAUUCGGUGGCUUCGUUCAGCUCCAAAGUCGGCACGCCGUACUAUGUGGCACCGGAGGUGCUGCCUAGAUUCCCCAGGUACAGCGAAAAAGUCGACUGCUGGAGUGCUGGUGUCGUCCUGUACAUCCUGCUUUCUGGGAUCUUCCCCUUCAAAGAAGAGGGCACCACAGCCACCUUGCAGAAGGUCAGAACGGCCAAGUGCACGUUUCCACCAGAAGCCUUUCAAGGCGUCUCCAGAGCAGCGAAGGAACUGAUCAAGAAGCUCCUGCAGAAGAGCCCGGAGCAGCGGCUCUCAGCCAAGGAGGCGUUGAGAGACCCUUGGCUCACCAGCUCUGCGAGCCUCCCCACCGCUUCGCUGUCCUCGGCGGUCAUGGAGAAUCUUCGCAAGUACAGUGUCGAGCACCGUUUCAAGAAGGCAGCGCUCCAUGUUCUCGCCCGGCAGCAGGAUGACGGCAGUCUCACCGCGUUACGACAGGUCUUCACCGAGCUGGACCAGGAUGGUGAUGGCAUCAUCACUUUUAACGAGCUCAAGGACCUCCAGCAUUUGGCUCGGGCCGUGGAUGCAGAUGGCUCGGGCGAGAUCGUGGAGCAGAUCAAGAAGAUAUUGGCGGAGGUCGACACGAACGGAGACGGCCUGGGCCUGAGCAGCUGA
This is a messenger RNA of Symbiodinium sp. CCMP2456, 729 nucleotides long. The record is from the annotation of a GenBank genome assembly. NCBI's taxonomy places the organism in Eukaryota, Dinophyceae, Suessiales, Symbiodiniaceae.